AUGCCCAUGCCCAACAUGCCAGGCAACAUUAGAAAACUGCAACAGCAACAGCGACAGCAACUACAACAACAAAUACACUCAGCGAACGAAGCAAAUGAACGAAUGCCGUCUGCGCUGCAGUCGCGGUCGCAGUCACUGUCGACGUCGACGUCGAGUGUAUGCAUCAAAAAACAGACACUCUGGAUUUGCGAGCAGCAACAGCAACGUCAGCCGAGACAGCGCAGCAGCAGCAGCAGCAGCAGCUACAGCACAGGCAGCAGUAGUCGCAGUCGCAGCAGCAGCAGAGGCAGCAGCAGCACACAAAUGUACGCCAAUGACCGAGUUCGGGUGAAAGACCUUCGAUAA
Molecule: messenger RNA, 345 nt
Organism: Drosophila albomicans
Lineage: Eukaryota; Metazoa; Arthropoda; Insecta; Diptera; Drosophilidae
Exons: 2
Coding region: 1-345 (114 amino acids)
Source: RefSeq, a predicted model, not a curated record